GUUUGGCUCGCAUUUAAUUGCAGUGUAAUAACUUGAAUUUACACUUAUAUAAUAUUCAAUACAUCUUGGUAAAAUUGAUAUAGUUCUACGGUUAAUAAAUAUGAUACGUUUCGAUUACAUAUGUAUACUGUUAUCUACUUUUGUUGCAAUAGUUCAAAUGAUGCCAAAUAUAGAACGAUGUAAUCGUAUUCUUGAAAAGUGUCCGAGAAAAUUACGGUCAGGGCCGGUGUGUGGGUCUGAUGGACGAACAUACUCGAGUGAAUGUAAACUGCUUAAGAAGGCCUGCAAAAAAGGACGAAACUUACAAAAACAACACGACGGAACCUGUGGUGUUAACGAUGUCAUCCAAUACACUUACAAAGUGAAUAGUCCGUAUAAUAAUUACGAUUCAAGUGAUAGUGAAGAAGAUGUAUGGCCAGAAAUACAAGUCAGAUUUGACAGAAAACAUGUAUUACAAAACGGCACUCCUUCAAAUAUGAAUAAUAAAGGUGGCAAAGGAGGAAACAGGCCUAUUAGUAAUGGUAGAAAACGAGGCAAAGUACGACGAAGAAAUAGAAGAAAUCGAAGAAAAUAUGUUCGUUCUUCUGGAGAAAAUGUAAGAAAUAAAAAAUAUGACAACGAAAGUACUGAAAGACGGCAUAGAAAACCAAGUCACGGUAAAAGGCGUCAUACACACAUACCGCCGUUGAUUCCUACGCAACAACAUGAUCCACCCACCACAAAACCUAUUGGAACAACGUUAACUGCAACACAGGUUUUUACUAGUCUAACAGCAUCAAUAACAACAGUUCCAAGUCCAAACUGUAAAAUCUAUUGUUCACCGUUUCUUCCUAAGGCACAACUAUGUGCCAGUAAUGGAAAAACUUAUUCUUCGCUUUGCGAUCUUGAAAGAGAUGCAUGUAUACAAAAAGAUUUAUCGAUUGCUGUGGAAUACGAUGGUCCAUGUAGACAGGCGGAGGGUCGAGUACACUGUCCUCAAUACUGUCCUCUUGUGUUCCAACCUGUUUGUGGUAAUAACGGCAAGACAUAUCCUUCAUCUUGUUGGCUGAAUGCAGUGAGCUGUAAAGAACCCGGCAUCAAACUGUCUGAGGUACACACUGGCAGAUGUGAGACAAACAUCCAAGUUAAAGAUCCAGAUAGACCAAUAUGCAAAAGAACAUGUCCAACUGAAUUUAAACGUGUCUGCGGAAGUGAUGGAAUAACGUAUGCAAAUGAAUGUUUACUGAAGUUAGAUUCCUGUAAGGAUCCAGGACUGACGGUUGUAAUGCGAGGACCCUGUCCACCAACAGACAGUGAUUCUAGAGGUUUAAGAAAACAUCAAUGAAAUAAUUUAUCUUCAAACUACCUGUAUAUUAUUAGUAGAUUUUGCAAUAUUAUUUAUUUAGAGCAUUGUAGUGGAAAAUUAAUAAGCCAUGGUGACCUUUCCCUUAGCUUAUUUAAACACUUCAUCUCCGUACAACCUGGUGCAAUAUAUGCACCAUUUUUUUAAUUGUAAAAAGAUCGGUAUUAUUUAUUGUAUUUUCUGUAUUUUUAGCAUUUCACUAUGCAAUUAUAAUCCAUCGCAAGAUAGGCUGGUUGAAUGUCAAACUUUAUAUAAUUAUAUAGACCGUAUUCAAAUAUUUUAUGUGGAAAACCAAUCAAUCAAUCAAUUGGAGAUUUAGUAGGCGCACGUAUCUAUCAUCCAUGAUAUGGAGAUACUUGCGGCACCGCUACCUCAAAAUGCAUGUAAUCCCAACCAAAAAAGAAUAAAAGGACAAAGAGCGAAGAAGAAAACAAAAAAGAACAAAAAAAAAACAAGAUCUAAAUUGGAAGUAAGAACUGAAAGGAAAAGUUUUAUGUUCAGAUUUGAAAUGCCCAACCGAUACAGAAGUAGGAAUUAUAAGUGAGAUUUCAUUCCACCAAGAGGGACCAGCCACAGAAAAUGAACAAGUACCCCAAACUGUCUUACAAAUAGGGGAAGAUAUAAGGCACUUAUCAGCAGAUUUAAGACCUUGCCGCACAGGCUGGUAACAAAUAAGUAUGUGAGCAAGAUAUUCGGCAGAUUCAUGCAUGAGUGCUUAUAAACAAGGAGCAGAAUCUUGCAUUUCGACCUCAGAUGUAAAGGGCGCCGGACACUGCUAAUGAUGUCUUUAAAUAGCAUUCUGUUGUUACAGAAAUGAUUAUUAUUACUGUCAAACUAUUAUGUGUACAUAAUUAAUUCUGUUGUUACAGAAAUAAUUAUGUACAACAAAAUUAUUACUGUCACACUAUUCUGUGUGCAUAAUUCUGUGGUUACAGAAAUAAUGUACCACAGAAUUAUUGCUGUCUUACUAAUAAUUCUGUGUACAUAAUUAAUUCUGUGUUAACAGAAAUAAUUAUGUACUACAGAAUUAUUACUUUCUAAAUUUCUGUAGUACAGAAUAAAUUCUGUACUAUUUAAUUUUGUUUCUGUCACCACAGAAUUAUUUCUGUUCUCACAGAAAUAAUUUUGUCCAGAACAGAAAUAAUUCUGUGCGGACAGAAUUAUUUCUGUACUGCACAUAAUUAUUUCUGUCCACUCUCUACGCAAAUUAGAAGGUGGAGUUUCCAUUAUAUUUUGUCAAAGAAAAUUCGAUAGUCUGGACAGAGCUUAAGCCUAUAUAUCUUUUUUUGUACCAGAGAUAAUUGCUAAAAUAGAUUUUCUAAGUACUGUACUUUGAGUUUUACCUUAAGUUUUUUUUUGUACCAUAGAUAAUUGCUUAAAUAAUGUUCUCCCAAGUACUUUGUGUUUUACCUUAAGUUGAACAAUUAUUCGUGUAUAACUUUGUUUCAGCAGUUCGUCAAAGGCUGUUAAAUAUGUUUUUGUAUUUGUAUGAAUCAAAUUAUGUUGGGUGUAUGUUACACAAAAUGUUUUACUGCAUAUAGAAAAGGAAGAGUUCAUUCAAGAUUGCUUAAUUUUUAUAUUGAAGUGACUCAAAUUCAUCAAUUAAAAUAUUAAAGUCAAACUUGGGAUUACUAUAUACAUUAUGGCCGCCAGUCCUCUGAAGAUAAAUUUAUUUGAUUUAAUUUGUAUUUAUUUAGCAAUCAGAUUAAAAUCACUACAUGAAAUCUACUUGUCGCUAAUAAAGUAAGAAAAAUCUUUAGUUUUAGAUAGCUGAUUCAAUUCAUCCUCAAUGAACUGAAACAUGGUAAGCAAUCAUGAAACAAUAGCAACAAUUUUAUUGUAGUCGCCAGGGUAUACAUCACCCACGAGGAACAUUUUUUUAUUUGUUGAAUAUCAUGAAUAAUCAAUAACCAGCGUUUAUAUAUAUAAUAUACGACAGUAUUUCUAGCCGUAUUUCCAGAUUUAUCUGGCCGAACGCCCUCUUGAGGCA
Molecule: messenger RNA, 3332 nt
Organism: Anneissia japonica
Lineage: Eukaryota; Metazoa; Echinodermata; Crinoidea; Comatulida; Comatulidae
Product: agrin-like
Exons: 7
Coding region: 101-1324 (407 amino acids)
Biological process (GO): anatomical structure development
Molecular function (GO): collagen binding; extracellular matrix binding; protein binding
Source: RefSeq, a predicted model, not a curated record